CACCAGAACACACAAAAGAAUCAAAACAAAUUCCAAACAAAAGAUUGGUUACACUCAGAUUUCUUUUAUGCUUUGUCUCUAGUUCACCAAAGAAUCUGCACCCCUUUUUUGUUUGGUCCCCUAUCUUAUCAUACAACCCAUCUCCACCAAGCAAGUUUUCUCUCAAUAAUUUCCUCUAUUUAUAUAGAGAGGGAGAGAAUUAUUGAGCAAAGAGAAACCAUAAUCAGAUGAUUAUGACUAAGUUAUUGUGUUUUUUACUCACAAUAACGUUGUUUCAACUAUUAGAAUUUGCUAUUUCUCGACGUGAGCAAGUUACAACACCACCAUUGCCUGUUUUGCCACUUCCAUCUUAUACUCAACUUAAAUGGCAACAAAGAGAGAUCAUAAUGUUCUUCCACUUUGGAGUUAACACAUUCACCGACUCUGAAUGGGGCACUGGGAAAGAAAACCCGGCUAUUUUCAAUCCAAUCGGGCUCGAUGCCAACCAGUGGAUCAGUGCAGCAAUGGACGCAGGAGUUUCUCUUGUCAUACUUACUGCAAAACACCACGAUGGAUUUUGCUUGUGGCCUUCAAAAUAUACUGACCAUUCUGUCAAACUUAGUCCCUGGAAAAAUGGACAUGGUGACGUGGUACAAGAGUUUGUAAAUGCGGCUAAAGCUCGCGGAGUCGAUGCAGGAUUGUAUUUAUCUCCAUGGGAUCGCCAUGAUCCGAGAUAUGGCCACGAUUUGCAGUAAAAUGAAUACUACUUAGCUCAAAUGCAAGAACUACUCACCAGAUAUGGAAACGUGAGGGAGAUAUGGUUCGAUGGAGCAAAGGGUCCAAAUGCGGUUAACAUGUCAUACUAUUUUACAGAGUGGUUCGCCAUGGUGAAAGAGUUGCAGAGUUCCAUUAACGUAUUUUCGGAUGCGGGUCCGGAUGUUAGAUGGGUUGGUAAUGAAAAAGGAUUCGCCGGAAGCACAUGCUGGUCGACCAUCAAUCGCACAUCUCUAUCAAUAGGAAAUGGAAGCAUCGUUGAGUGAUUUUUUUUUUUUUAUAUAAACAGAGGUGAUCCAAGAGGGACAGAUUGGUUGCCAGCUGAAUGUGACGUUUCAAUCAGAACUGGAUGGUUUUGGCAUAAAUCACAAUCACCAAAGAGGCUAAGUAAACUUCUUAAGAUUUACUAUAAUUCAGUGGGAAGAAAUUGUGUGAUGCUACUCAAUGUUCCUCCGAAUUCAACCGGGUUAAUAUCUGAAAUUGACGUUCAACGAUUGAGAGAAUUUAGAAAGGCCAUUGACACAAUAUUUUCAGCAAAUCUAGCUGACAAAUGCACUACAAAAGCUAGUAGCGUUAGAGGAGGCAAAGACGGUGGUUUUGGACCGGAAAAUGUAUUAGACUCUGACCAUUUGUGGACAUAUUGGGCUCCAAGAGAUAACAAAAAUGAUGAUUAUUGGAUUGAAAUUAAGGCUGAAGAUCAAGAAGGGUUGAAGUUUAAUGUGAUCAGAAUUCAAGAAGCGAUUGGGCUUGGUCAGAGGAUCAAAGAACAUGAAGUUUACGUUGAUGGUAAACUAGUGGCAAAAGGGAGCACAGUUGGGCACAAGAAACUCCACAGGCUUGAAUAUGGAGUGGUACAUGGGCAUUUUGUGAAGAUAAAAAUCACGAAAUCAAGGGCACCGCCUUUAAUUUCUUCAAUCGGUUUGCAUUUUGACCCUUAUUGGCACCCAAAUAAUGAGCAGACCUAAAUUCUGAGUAGCCGACCUCUUUUUUCUCUUUUGCAUGUGUUUGAGGGUCAUGCCCGUGCUCUUCUGUUUGAUCUCUUUUGUCCUAUGUACAAAAAAGUAUAAAGGCAACAGUGAUUAGUGGAAUGCAGCCACGUUCGCACAAAGGCAUAAAGGAAGAAAAGUGUAAGUGGAAUUUCCAGUAUUUCAGUUUGUGGGGUAGUCUCUUCCUUAUCUUCUUUCCCGUGAAUUUUCUGUUCAACUUUUGUAUAAGAAUCUCCUGAAAAUAGAAGAUGUUGGAAGCAUCAUUAAAAAAAAAAUAUAAUAAAAAAAUCACCAAUGAUUUAGAGUUUUGAAAGAUUCUAAUUAUCAUC
This is a messenger RNA of Pistacia vera, 2068 nucleotides long. RefSeq names its product alpha-L-fucosidase 1-like. The record is from RefSeq and is a predicted model, not a curated record. Gene Ontology annotation, molecular function: alpha-L-fucosidase activity. NCBI's taxonomy places the organism in Eukaryota, Viridiplantae, Streptophyta, Magnoliopsida, Sapindales, Anacardiaceae. The transcript has 3 exons. Gene Ontology annotation, biological process: fucose metabolic process; glycoside catabolic process. Gene Ontology annotation, cellular component: lysosome.